Messenger RNA from Mitosporidium daphniae, 836 nucleotides. RefSeq lists its product as uncharacterized. Lineage: Eukaryota; Fungi; Microsporidia. Gene Ontology annotation, molecular function: protein binding. The record is from RefSeq and is a predicted model, not a curated record. The annotation marks the transcript as partial. The transcript is spliced from 2 exons.
UAUUUUUCUUAGGAAAUGCAUUUCGAAAAGAGGACAUUUUAAAGCUAAAGGAUGCUGUUAAAAAGUCCGUUUUUGUAUCAAUAGCCUUUUCUGGUGACAACAAACUUAUAUUAGCAGGCGCCCAAACGACAACAAAGCAAACAGAGUUUCAGAUUUGGGAUUGUGCGUCUGGAAUGCACUUGAAGACAAUUGACGAAGGCAAGCUAGAUGUCAGACAUUUUGCAUUUCAUUGUUGUCUCCCGCUAUUCGGAUCAAUAUCCAACAAUUCUGUGCUAAUUUGGGGGCCAAAGACAGCCUUUCAAGUUGAAACAGAAAGAGCUUGCUUGCCUACACUUUCAAAUGCUCCAGAGAAAAGCAGAGUGUCUUCCGAUGAAAACCAUUCCACCGAGCACAACACGCAAGAGUCUUCUGUGAAACAUGAAAAGGAGAUCAAUGAAAAUUUUUCGAUAAGAUCUCUUUCAAAGUCACAUCCAGCUGCCUAUGCUAUGGCGAAAUUUUUAGAUGGAUGGCCAAAGAAAAAGAGAUUGGCAUUCUCUACGGCUGGAUUUUAUUUAUUAGACGAAAAUAUCAUUUACGAAGAAAGAGAAGAUGAAUUUGACGAGCCAAUCCAAGCAAGCACGGGUUUCGUCCAAGAAUCUGCCCCGAGUCAUUUGGACGAGAAUUUGAAAACAUAUUUGGGUCUGAACGCAAAAAGCUGGCCGGAUAUUAAAAGAGAAUUUCAGAUUGUAAACAUGCCUAUUGAAGGAAAUACGGUAUUCUCGAUGGCCCAAAUGUCGCAAAUUAAGCUUCAGGGAUACCUCUCAAGCGAUCAUGUUGAAAUUGAGGGUGAAAAAUAA